AUGAAGUGGGUAAUAUUCAUUUCUUUGGUAUGCUUGGUAAGCUUUGCUGAAUUGAAAAAUUUACCCAGAAGAUAUCGGGAUGUUGAAGACCAUCCCUGGACUAUCAAUCUUGCCUCUCAAGUAUCGGUUAAUGAUUUUGCUGCCAUUACCUUAGUCUUAUUCACUCAAAGUGUACCAAAUGCUACACUUGAAGAAGUGAAAAAACUGUCAGCAGAUAUUAUAGCACUUCACCAGAAAUGUGUUGCUAAUGAACAUUCAGACCCAGAAUGUACAAAGCCUUUGGGUAUAGUUUUUCUGGAUGUACUCUGCCAUGAUGAAGAGUUUUCCAAGAAAUAUGGAAUUAAUGACUGUUGUGCUAAGGCUGAUCCAGAAAGAAAUGAAUGUAUUUUGUUCCAUAAAAUUUCAUCAAUAGGAAGUGUUGGUUCCUUUGUUCAUCCAACUGCAGAACAAGCUUGCGAAGCAUAUCACAAUGACCAAAAUGCUGUUGCAACCCAAUAUACUUAUGAGAUCGCCAGAAGAUAUCCUAAAGCACUAACUGUUGUACUUCUUGACACAUCUAAAAACUAUAAAAAUAUCUUGGAAACUUGCUGUGCAGCAGCUGAUAAAGAUGUCUGCAUUCAUAAAAAGGCAACAGAAGCCAAAAAGAAAUUCAGGGAAAUAAUUGAUGAACAUGAGAAUACUUGUUUUAAUCUGGAGAAAUAUGGAAAGGAAAAAUUACAUACAUUGAAAUUUAUUGAGACACAUGAGAAGUUCAUCAAUGCUAAUCAGGAAACUAUAUCCCAUAUUGCUAAUGAUGUUGUGCACAUCUAUGAAGAACUCUGUAAGGGGGAUUCCCUGGAGGCUUUACUUGACAGAGCAUCCCUGUCAAAAUAUGUCUGUGCGCACAAAAAUGAUAUAUCUCCUAACCUUGAAUCUUGCUGUGGAAAGCCUCUGGUGGAAAGACCAAACUGCCUUAGUAAUAUGGAAAAUGAUGCAAGGUCUCCUGGUCUGCCCCCACCAUUGAGAGAAAUCUUAAAGGAGACAGAAGCAUGUAAAUUGUAUGCUGAACAAGGAGAUGGACACAAGGAAAGCUUCCUCUUUAUUUUAACAAGAAAUCAUCCUGAACUUUCUAAACUGCUUGAUCUGGAAAUUUGGAAUAAAUAUAAACUAUUGCUGGAAAAAUGCUGCAAAUUAGAAGACCACGUACAGUGUUUGCAUACAGGGGAAGAACAACUUAAAUUAUAUAUUACUAAGAUUACAGAUGUUGUGAAGACUAAUUGUGAUAAUUAUAAAGAAAUAGGAGGGUACUACUUCCAAAAUGUAUAUUUGAUAAAGUAUACCAGAAUUAUACCACAGGCUCCAACUUCAAAUCUAAUCGAGAUCACCAAAAGAGUGGCAAAGGUUGCUGUGAAAUGCUGUAAUUUAGAUAGUAAUCACCAAGUCUCAUGUGCUUUAGAAAAUACAGAUAAAGUGAUAGGAUCUGUAUGUAGAUAUCACAAAGAACAUUUCAUAAACAAACAACUUUGCCAUUGCUGUGAUUCCUCCUUUAUCAGUCGUUGGGAGUGUAUCAGUAACUUAGGACCAGAUCCAUCGUAUGUCCCUCCUCCAUUCAGACCUAAAGUACUGGAUGCUCCUGAAAAUUUGUGCUCACCCAAUGAAGAAACUGUGCAGGAAAGUAAACAAUGCGACUUGAUAAAAUCCAAACCUAAUAUCUCAGAUGAAAUGCUUGCCUCUGCAAUUGAAGCUUUCCGUAACCUCCAGGCAGAUUGCUGUGCAGCUGAAAACAAAAAGGAAUGCUUUGACACAAAGGGUCAAAAACUGGUUGAAGACAUCCAAAAUGAUCAUAUAAUCCAUUAA
Messenger RNA from Protobothrops mucrosquamatus (brown spotted pit viper), 1836 nucleotides. RefSeq names its product serum albumin-like. Gene Ontology annotation, cellular component: blood microparticle; cytoplasm. The record is from RefSeq and is a predicted model, not a curated record. NCBI's taxonomy places the organism in Eukaryota, Metazoa, Chordata, Lepidosauria, Squamata, Viperidae. Bases 1 to 1836 code for a protein of 611 amino acids. The transcript is spliced from 14 exons. Gene Ontology annotation, biological process: transport.